Messenger RNA from Aspergillus alliaceus, 1734 nucleotides. Its product is annotated as MDR family MFS transporter. Gene Ontology annotation, biological process: transmembrane transport. The transcript is spliced from 5 exons. The record is from RefSeq and is a predicted model, not a curated record. Bases 1 to 1734 code for a protein of 577 amino acids. NCBI's taxonomy places the organism in Eukaryota, Fungi, Ascomycota, Eurotiomycetes, Eurotiales, Aspergillaceae. Gene Ontology annotation, molecular function: transmembrane transporter activity.
AUGCCUCCGCCACUCACUUCCACCUCUGACAGCACCAAAUCGGCUACGAUUGAUGCUCCAGAGUUGAUGAAUAAGCAUAGCGAGACAGCUACCAAUGCAUCAGUCAAAGACGAAGGACCAGCCAAGCCUGGAGGCCCUCCAGGUCCGUCGGGCCCGCCCGAGAACCAGUCUACCCUUAGAGUUGUCUGUCUGAUCGUCUCGGCUUUCGUUGCUAUGUUCCUGGUCGCGCUGGACAGAACAAUCAUCUCGACGGCCAUACCCAAAAUCACCGAUGAAUUCAAUUCCUUCAACGACGUUGGCUGGUACGGAAGCGCCUACUUGUUGACAUGCUGCGCAUUCCAACUCUUGUUUGGCAAGUUGUACAAGCUCUUUUCCGUCAGAAUCGUCUUCCUUGCCAGUAUUCUAGUCUUUGAGGUUGCCUCUGCUAUCUGUGGAGCGGCUCCGAAUUCAGUCGCCUUUAUAGUCGGAAGAGCGAUCUGUGGAGUCGGCGCUGCUGGUAUCCUCGCUGGAACUAUAAUGUGCAUCAUCCAUUCCGUGCCUCUCCAGAAGCGUCCACAAAUUCAGGGACUGUUCGGCGCCCUUUUCGGCAUUGCCUCUGUCGUGGGUCCAUUGAUUGGCGGCGCCUUUACAUCCAACGUGACAUGGAGAUGGUGCUUUUAUAUCAAUCUGCCAAUUGGUGGCGCCGCCAUGGUCUUCAUUGCCUUCUGUCUCAAGGUCCCCAAGCAAGAUACAGCAAAGGUCUCCUGGGCCGAGAAGUUGCUACAACUGGAUUUCUUUGGCACUACAUUUCUGGUGUCUGGCGUGGUCUGUCUCAUAUUGGCACUUCAGUGGGGCGGCCAGACGUAUCCUUGGGACAGUGGCCGCAUCGUGGCUUGCUUGGUUCUCAUGGGCGUCUUACUUCUUUCAUUUGUCGCCGUCCAGGUCUUCCUUCCAAAGACAGCAACACUUCCAGUACGCAUCUUUUCGCAGCGCAGCAUCAUUUCAGGGUUCUGGCAGACACUCUGCGUCGGCUCUGGAAACUAUAUAUUUGUGUACUUCCUCCUAAUCUGGUUCCAAUCCAUUAAGGGCAGUUCCGCCGUGGAAUCCGGCAUCCGCCUGCUACCUAUGAUGAUAUCAAUGGUUGUGGGCUCAAUCAGUGGUGGAAUCACAAACUCCAAGAUCGGAUACUACACUCCACUAGCGAUCAUCGGGUCCUGCAUCAUGUCCGUCGGAGCCGGUCUCCUCACCACCUUCCAGGUAGACACCGGCGAGGGAAAGUGGAUCGGCUAUCAGAUUGUCUACGGACUUGGUCUGGGCUUAUGUUUCCAAGUUCCCAAUCUCGCAGCGCAGACCGUCCUUCCGAAGCCCGACGUGCCAUCUGGACUAGCACUGAUGCUGUUCGGUCAGCUGAUCGGGGCAGCCGUCUUUGUCUCCGUUGGGGAGAAUAUCCUGGCUAAUCAACUCGUGAAGAGACUUUCCGGGCUGCCGGGGUUCAACGCCCGUCUUGUUACUUCCGGGGGUGUCACCAAGCUGCUGAAUAAAAUGCCUGCGGAUCUGCACGACACGGUCCUUCGCUCUUACAAUGAAGCGCUACAGAAUGUGUUUCAGGUCGGUUUGAUUAUCUCAUGUCUGACACUACUGGGUGCGGCUACUCUGGAGUGGAAGAGUAUCAAGAAGGGACAGCCAAAGCCCGAUGCCGAGAAUAAUGGGCUGGCUGGAGAGGAGAAGACCGCAGAAGCAGCAGGUGGUAAAUAG